Molecule: messenger RNA, 2753 nt
Organism: Blepharisma stoltei
Lineage: Eukaryota; Ciliophora; Heterotrichea; Heterotrichida; Blepharismidae
Source: the annotation of a GenBank genome assembly
AUGAACUCACAAAGCCAAUAUUCAGAUUAUGCUUACAGUUCUGGCAGAAAUGUGAGAUUUGAAGAUCUUUGUGCUGAAAAUUCAAGCAAUGAACAAUCCAAUAGGAUAAUUCCUCCUUCUCCUCUCAGAUCAAGUCUAUCGUUCAUGGAUGAAGAUCCUCAAUCAACCUUAAAGUUUAGUCUCUCAUUCGGAUCCUAGGCGGCCAUACUUCCGACUCUCAGGCAAACCAACUUGGAUCCAACAGGCAUCCUAAGGUUCCACCCUCCACCGCCCUGGGUUUGCGGUACACUUAAGAAAAUUUCAUGUAUCUCGGGGAUGGCCAUCCAUCGCUGCGCAUCGUCCAUCCUUGUUCUCUCUAUAUUUCUGAUAAAAUUCGCAUGUGAUGUCACACCUCAUAAUCAAAUUCGCCAAACGAUGGAUUUCUGUUCGGGAGCACCAAAAAUUCAGAUGACGCCAUAUUUGAUUAUAAAGAUCCCCAAUCAGUCUCAGAUAGUCGCUCUCAAGUAACCAAAUUACAAGAAAAGCUUAGCAAAUGCAUCCAAAACGCAAAUGAUUCCCACAAAAAAGCCUCAAACCUCAUCAUGCUUCUAGAUCACGAAAAAAUUGAAUUCCUCAAACUGGCGGAAAAAGUAGCUAACCAAGAAUAUAAAGAGAAGAGUUUUUCUGUUGAAAAGCACAGAGAAAAAGUAUCUCUUGUGCUAAAUGACUUAAAAUCUCAAGAAAAAAACUUGCUGAAAGAGAUGAACUCACUUCAUGGGCCAUCUGAAGCUUAUAUUUCUUUAGCAUGAGAAAAACUUGAAAAAAUCAAUGAGAUAUUAAAUGGAGAAUCUGUGAGGAUUCCUAAAGUCAGUUUUGAAAUUGAAAUAAUUUCUAGAAAAGCAAUUGAAGACUUAAAAGAACGAUGCUAUUUGCUAUCUAAAGAAUGUGAUAGACUAAAAGAUGGCAUGCGGACUGUGGAGUACACCCCAGAUACCGCAAGACAUGGCCCGAAACGGUCAAUACGUGAUAUGGAAACUGAACUUUCAGAGCUAAAAGAGUCUCACGAUGUCCUUAUGAGUGAAAAGAAAAAGGUUGAAGAGGACAAUGAAAAACUGUCCAAACUUUCAUAUAAUGACCAAGAAUUGGACCAUUAUGUAACGCACAAGAUUUUCGACCUCAUCAAAAUGCUGCAAGACUUUUCUAACCCUAGAAUUGAAUCUGACUCUUGGCUUGCUUAUAAGUCCACUUUUAAAGAAGAAAAGCCAAUCCCAGACUCAAUUUCUCAUCUGAAAUGCAUAGAUGACUUAGAAAGGCUCGAACAAAGCAUUGUGUCAACUCUGAAGUUCCAGCAAGACAAAAUCAAAUUUAAAGACCAAGUCAGCGAAAAACUCUUGGCAUCCCUUAAAAAGUCAAGCAUAGAAGAAGCCCGAUCUUUGAAUAUGAAGCAGCAAACUUUACAAGAAGAAAUCAGACAAGAGGAGCGGUUUUUAAUCCAACGAGAAAUCGACAAAUUGUCAUCAGUCAACAAUAACAUAUCAAAAGAAAACCAAAGGCUGAAAGAAGAAAAUGAUAAUCUUAAACAAGCUUUAGAUGAAGAAAAUUAUCGAUAUGAAGAGCUUAAUGAGAAAUAUAUAAACUUAAAGCUAAACCAAGAGCAAGAAAUCGAAAAUGCGCUGAGAUCACAAGAGUAUACAUUCGAGCAGAAGCUCAAAAACUUGAAAACAGAAACUCAGGACAUUUUGAUUGAGGAUGAUAAUAAAUGGAAACUGAAAUCAGAAAGACUAGAAGAAGAACUGAGAGAAGUCAAAAAACAGCUUGAAGAAAGUGCACAAGGGAGGAAUCCACAGUAUGAAAGAGAGCUCCAGUAUGUGAGGACUAUUUAUAACGAUAAAUACGAAGAGCUGUUCAGGAUAACGACUGCACAGAUAAAUGAAUUAGAGCAGAAACUUAAGGAAAACGAACACAAUAAGCAAGCGGUCAUUGAUUUAGUGUGUAGUAAAAUUAGAAAAGAAGAGCAGGAAAUCAGAGAAAAAGAGUUCCAGAGGAUAAAUCAGCUACAUGCAAGAGAGCUGAAGCUGCUGAAUAAUGAAUUUGAAGAGUUCGUUAUGAAAGCCCAAGCAGAAACAAAAAGAUUAGCUAUUAUAGUAGACCAGGCGCUAUUAAAUACAGAAUCCACUGUAUUAAAAGGUGUCCAAUCAGAAAUCAGAGCUUUGGAGUCCCAGCUGUCUCAAAAGCACAAAAAAUCUAAAGAAGACUCGCUGUCACUUUCUUACAGCGCUUUUGAAGACUCAGCACAGUUCGGCGAAAGCCAAAAAUCCUGCAAACGAUGUGGGAUGAACGACAAAACAAGCCGAGAAUGCAAGUUUCACCCAUUUCUUGUCACUGCUGGGAGUGGAGAUUUCUUAUAUGGAAAAGAAUGGCACAAAUGUAGAGAAAAUGGGCAUGACCAAAACACGCCUCCCUGCAUGACCUGCAAAACACACUAUUACGGAAUGGAUAAAGAAGGGAAAAACUCAUUUAUCAAAAUUUGUGAAGAGUUUAAUCCAGAAACCAUGACUUUUAUGGACGGAUUUAAGAAAAUUCCAGCUCAGGAGUCUUCAGCUGAAAUGAGCUCAUAUAAAGAACCCCAAAUUUCAAUGCCUCUGCAAAAACUUGAUGCUGCUUUAUUUUAUAGUGAAAGAAAGCAAGAGCCAUACGAUAAGCCAAGGCUAAGUUCUGAAAAGGUGUCUGCUACUAAAGAAUUGGAAGGCUACUUAUCUAAAUAUAGAUCUUAA